ACGUGUCAUUAUCACGUGUCAGUGUUAUUAUUAUUAUCCCCCACGUGCAGUAUUUAAACACCCCUUCAUAAAGUGUUUCAGUCAUCCUCAAAACACCGUGACCGAUACAUUGUUACCAGUCUAUAUGCAACGUUGGAAUUCCUGUGGCGAUAUAUUAAAUGAAACGUGGUGCACUGUAGAUUGUAAGAUACGGAAAUAACCAUGUCUAGUUCAAGUUCAGCGUCUACAUAUUCAGCAGCAACUAACAAAGGUGUGCUUCACCGAUACAUGCAACUGCCACAAAGAAACAAAGUACAAUGUAUGUACAUAUGGAUAGAUGGGUCUGGAGAAGGAGUCCGAUGCAAAUCGAGGACCAUGGAUUUUGAACCCAAGUCCCCUGAAGAGUUGCCAGUUUGGAACUACGAUGGCUCAAGCACAGGGCAAGCUGAAGGAAGCAACAGUGACAUGUAUUUACAUCCAGUGGCUUUAUUUGAAGAUCCAUUCAGACUAUCACCCAAUAAGUUGGUUCUCUGUGAAACGUAUAAAUACGACAGACGACCAGCAGAAACAAACUUUCGUCAGUCAUGCAAGAAGUCGAUGGACAAAGUGAAGCAUGAUAUACCAUGGUUUGGAAUGGAACAAGAAUACACACUGCUCAGCCAAGAUGGUCAUCCAUUUGGCUGGCCUAAGAUGGGAUAUCCUGGCCCACAAGGUCCAUAUUAUUGUGCCGUGGGUGCUAACAAAGUAUAUGGUCGUGAUAUUUUGGAAGCACAUUAUAGAGCUUGUAUUUAUGCUGGCCUUGAAAUCAGUGGCACCAAUGCUGAAGUUAUGCCAGCCCAGUGGGAGUUCCAAAUUGGACCUUGUGAGGGAAUUGCAAUGGGUGAUCAAUUGUGGAUUGCUAGGUUUUUACUCCAUCGUGUUUGUGAAGACUUUGGUGUUAUUGCAUCUUUGGAUCCUAAGCCAAUCCCUGGAGACUGGAAUGGAGCUGGUUGCCAUACCAACUACAGUACGCUUGCAAUGAGAGAAGAUAAUGGAAUCAGGUAUAUUGAAGAUGCUAUUGAAAAGUUAAGUAAGCGACAUAUGCAACAUAUUAAAUUAUAUGAUCCCAAUGAUGGUGAGGACAACGCUCGUCGGCUCACAGGAUUCCAUGAAACUUCGCAUAUUACAGACUUCUCAGCUGGUAUUGCUAAUCGAGGUGCAAGUAUAAGGAUACCUCGCCAGGUUGGAGAAGACAAAAAAGGCUAUUUUGAAGAUCGUAGACCAUCAUCUAACUGUGAUCCAUAUCGUGUAACAGAAGCCUUGGUGCGAACAACAAUUCUUGAUAAUUGGGAGGAGGAAGCAGCAGUUGCAGAUGAAGACAAUUGUUAAUUGCUGAGAACUGUACUUGUGGCUGUACAUCCAUCAGAACUCUAUCUAUUCUGUAAAACAAUUGAACCAUUUUGGAGAUCUUCCGAUAUUUUUGACUUUAUGGGAGGGGAGGGUUUGAUUUCAUCAUUUUUAAAUGUUCGAAAAUGUAUAUUUUUUGUUUUCAGUUCCAGAAUUUAUUUUUAAUUGGAAUUAUUUUAGGUUAAAAAUGGUGAGAAUAUACUGCCCAAUUAUUCAGCAAUUUUAUUUUAAUUUUUUUCUUCAGGGAGCAAAUAUUCCCUGCUAAGCAGGGUUAAAGUAAUUGAAAACUACCACAUUGACAUUUCCCUGCGACCCCAAGUAGAUGGCAUCAGCUGUCAAUAUUGUGGUGGGAGAUGACACUUCAAUCUCCACUAUUUAUUGAAAACUUCUCGCAUAUGUAUUUACACAACUGACCUUUUUGUAUGUAGUUUUAAGCAAACAAAAUGUUAAUAAUAAAAGAAGUUUAAGAUUUGAA
Saccoglossus kowalevskii is the source of this 1840-nucleotide messenger RNA. Its product is annotated as glutamine synthetase-like. Lineage: Eukaryota; Metazoa; Hemichordata; Enteropneusta; Harrimaniidae. Gene Ontology annotation, molecular function: glutamine synthetase activity. The record is from RefSeq and is a predicted model, not a curated record. Gene Ontology annotation, cellular component: cytoplasm.